Messenger RNA from Volvox carteri f. nagariensis, 3726 nucleotides. RefSeq lists its product as uncharacterized. Gene Ontology annotation, cellular component: intracellular anatomical structure. The transcript is spliced from 16 exons. Gene Ontology annotation, molecular function: ATP binding; RNA binding. Bases 1 to 2172 code for a protein of 723 amino acids. The record is from RefSeq and is a predicted model, not a curated record. NCBI's taxonomy places the organism in Eukaryota, Viridiplantae, Chlorophyta, Chlorophyceae, Chlamydomonadales, Volvocaceae.
AUGAACCCAACGUAUCGCUAUGGAGACUCCUCCCUUCCCGUGUCGCGAUACCGGCGACAGAUCUUGUAUCUUGUGGAGAAUCACGCCACAACAAUUAUCGUCGGCGAAACGGGCAGCGGAAAAACUACGCAGGUACCGCAAUUUCUAUUUGAGGCCGGCUGGGCGGAGAACGGCUUCUGCAUUGCAGUCACGCAGCCUCGCCGUGUUGCUGCCACGACGAUUGCGGCGCGUGUGGCGGAGGAGAUGGGCUGCGACUUGGGUACGACAGUUGGAUAUGCCGUACGCUUCGACAAUGCAUUGACUGCGGGCCGCACACGUAUCAAGUACCUGACCGACGGAGUGCUGCUUAGGGAGAUGCUGGACGACCCACUUCUCACGUCGUACAGCGUCAUCAUUGUGGACGAAGCGCACGAGCGCAGCUUGUCGACUGACAUGCUGCUCGGGCUGCUAAAAAAGGUUAGUGGAGAAGGUAUGCUCCAUGUGUUCGUUCAACGACGGCGUCCUGAUCUGCGCGUCAUCAUUUCAUCUGCCACGCUGGAAGCGACGAAGCUGAAGGACUUUUUCGACACAGGAACAGCUACGACAGCCGCGCAGCGGCGGGUGGCGGCGGCGGCAGCGGCAGCCGCCGCUGCUGCUGCUGCUGCUGCUGCCACAUCGAGCGGCGGCACAGCGGCGCCAUCACCACCACGCGAUCCGCACCGUACGCCGGCAGUUAUUACGGUUGAAGGUCGCACUCAUCCCGUACAGGUUCACUAUCUGGAGCACCCUGCACCUGAUUACACGAGGGCAGCGGUGGAGGCGGCGGUGGCCAUCCAUUGCGAGGACCUGCCGGGCGACAUCCUCAUCUUCCUGACGGGGCAGGAGGAGAUCCAGGCUGCUAUUGGGCUGCUAGAGGAACACGCGAGGAGGCUGGCGGGCAGUCGGGGCUACAGCCUCAAACUGAUGCCUCUACCCCUGUAUGCGGGCUUGCCUGGCGCCCAGCAGCAGGCGGUGUUUCGGAGCACACCUCGCGGCUAUCGGAAGGUAGUCGCGGCGACCAACAUCGCGGAGACGUCGCUGACCCUGGAAGGUGUUGUCUACGUUAUAGAUUGCUGUUUCGUGAAGCAGCGCUGUUACAACCCCCUUACGGGAUUGGAAUCUCUGCUGAUAGCACCGCUGUCCAAGGCCUCCGCGGCACAGAGGGCCGGCAGGGCGGGGCGGAUGAGGGCGGGGCACUGCUUCAGGCUCUGUAUGGAGGCGGACUUUGCGGCGAAGCUGCCAGAGGUGACGGUGCCAGAGAUGCAGCGAAGCAAUCUCGUUGGCAUGGUACUGCAGCUUAAAGCUCUAGGCAUUGACAACGUGCUGAAGUUUGAGUGGCUGGCGCCGCCGCCUGCAGAGGCCCUCGUCCGCGCGCUUGAGGAGCUGCAUGCGUUGAAGGUUAUUGAUGAGGACGCCAGGCUGACUCGCGAUGUGGGCCUUGCGCUGGCUGCCCUCCCCCUGGAGCCGGGCCUGGGUGCGGCGCUGCUGGCGUCCCGGAGCUUGGGCUGCUGUGAGGAGAUGCUCACCUUGGCGGCCAUGAUGAGCGUACAGCAUGUGUGGGCGCCUGCGCAAGGAGCAAUACGCGCGCUGGAGGAGGCCAAGGCCAAGUUCGCGGCUGCAGAGGGCGACGGUGUGACGUUGCUUAAUGUGCACCGAGCCUGGAGAGCCAACGGGCGGUCUGCUGCUUGGGCCCAGCGCCACUUCCUCAACCACCACGCGCUCUUCCGGGCUGACGAGGCGCGAGACCAGCUGCAGGGCUUGCUGCGGCGCCACGGGCUAUUACCGCAGGACAAGCCACCACCCAGCUGCGAGCGGGACAUGGAGCCCGUGUGCCGUGCUCUGGCAGCGGGCCUGUUUAUGAACGCCGCCGUAUUUGACCGCACCGAGUACAAUCCCCUGGCUCCGGAGGGAGAUCCCGGCACGCAUGUGUUUCGGCUUGUACGGUACACGGCUCAGCGAACCCACCCAAUCAAGCUCCGAAUCCACAACAGCAGUGUACUGUGGCGCAGCAUACCGUCGUGCGUCGUGUACAAUACCGUACAGCAGUCGGACAACGGAUGGUACGAGAUGCAGGGAGUCACUGCCGUACAACCUGAUUGGCUCAUCGAACUGGCACCGCACAUCUUCCAUAAGCCCAGUCACACGGCGGUGUGAGUUUCGCCAAGCGUGGGCAGCAGUUUCCAUUCCAGGCUACAUUUGCGUCGUAUUUGCUUGUGUUUUGUUAAGAAGCAAAGACGCAGCAAGGUGCAGGCAUGUGGCAUCCACCCCCAACAGCUCUGGCUACUCUCGACACCACCUCCAUUUCCGUCGCCAUUGCUUCAACUGGCAAUGCUGCAACUGGCCGGUAUGCAUCGUUGUCUUAUGGCAAGCGCCCAAAUGUUUUGAAGAUUGUCCCAUGAGAUGAGGCGACUCUUCCCUGCGACACCCUGCGGUAGGCCGCCCUCCACAUGCACACAGAACGUACGGGGUGGCGUAUGGCGAAUGAGCAACACUGCGCUGCGUGGAGCGGAUGGGAAAUUGUCUGGAUCGCUGGAUGCACGAUCGUUUUUAAGGUUGAUUGAAUUCGAUUGUUACAGACGAGCCCGAUGGCACCUUAGGAGGUGCAAAAUUCUGCCUCUUACAAAUUGUUGCCUUUCAUGAUGGCGUCGGGUGCGGCAAAAGCUGCCCAGCGAGCAAGACUGAGGACAGGGAGCUGUGUACCGUACAGGGAAGCUAGCCGAAAGACGUGCGAGUUAGGAAUCUGCUACACGGGGGGUGGGUGCCCGGAUUGCUAUGAUGCGCAUCAUAGCCAGCCUCCAGAAGCUUUGCUUUUGUUUAGAAGUGCAAACGAAUAAUAAAAUGAAACACAUGUACGGAAGAAAGUACGGAGCUCAGGCAGGUUUAUGCACAACGGAACGAGACAUGUUCCCCUUCUAACGCAGGCCAUGUAUGUGUGUGUGUGUUACAUGGUUGGGGGGUGCGUGACCUCAUACCUGUAAAACUACCCAUACGAGCCGAAGGCCCAAGGGCAAUACUUCAACGCCUAAAAGCCACGGGGAAAAGGAAACGCCGCACAUCAGCCCAGAUUAGCGUCCAAAGGGGGUAAUUGAGUUUCGGUGAGCCCACAUACGUUCCAACAUCCUCGCCAGACGUGCAGGCUCCCAUUUCAUGGCCACCAACAUGCACUGUUGAUGAUCGAAUCCCUCUUCAGCACGAAUAUCAUCAUAGGCUGGGCAUUCCAAUAACAUGUGUUUUUCAUUCUCGACUUGGCUAUUGGUACCACAACAGCGGCAAAACCGCUGCUCCCUGGGGACAUGGUACUUGCCCCUUUGUGCUCUGUUUGCCUCCAGAGCCCAGCAACAUAAACGAAACUGCAUUAGCUUACGAUGUGCUAAACGAGGAAUGAAAACUUUAGCAUAUGUUGGCCACAUAACGGCUGCGGCUCCCGAAAAGGGCAGCCCCAUCCAGUGCUUAUAUUUCGCCAUCUGCACUCCCGGUUGCUUCCCAUCUGAUGGGUACUCCUCUGGCAAGGCAGUCAGACGCGCAUGGUCCCAGCCGCUCAUUAAACGCUCCCUUAGUGCCGUUAUCACCGCUCCUUUGGGGAGAGGUCUGCUCAACCGCCAGUCAACACGCUCCUUUACCCCCACGACUUCUUGCGGUAUUCCGCUCCAAAUAUUGCACUCCAAGAAGGAAAACAGUCGUAACAUUGAGGUUCCCCAACCCUCCCAU